Pezoporus flaviventris is the source of this 3445-nucleotide messenger RNA. It is a transcript of the gene CPQ, whose product is annotated as carboxypeptidase Q. The record is from RefSeq and is a predicted model, not a curated record. Gene Ontology annotation, biological process: proteolysis; peptide catabolic process; thyroid hormone generation. Lineage: Eukaryota; Metazoa; Chordata; Aves; Psittaciformes; Psittacidae. Bases 1695 to 3104 code for a protein of 469 amino acids. The transcript is spliced from 8 exons. Gene Ontology annotation, molecular function: metallodipeptidase activity.
ACAAAACCCUGAAACUUCUUCAACAUGCAGUAGGUGUGAUAGUAGCAUUUAUCAUCCUGUGAUCUCUUUCCCUGUUUUCAGUGCCAAACCAUAGUAUUAGGGGAAAAUUCUAACAGAGCUAUCAUCUCCAUUGUAAACAUCAUUUCAGUUUUCAUCAGUCUGAAAACCAGGCUGAUGCAGACACCCAACUUCUAGCAACACUGCUCAGAAGAGAUCAACAGCUGAAUGUGCUUCUCUCAUGCUGAGGCUUCCUAGCACAAGUUGGUCUUCAGUUCUGCUUCCCUUUUGUUCUCCCCUUCCUGGAUGCGUUUCUAGCAAUACUCUGGCUACUCAUAGAUGUUGCUGGGUAGCUGGAAGUCUUGGUGCCAGGCUGUGGAUGCUACGCCACCUGCCCGCAGCUAGCAGUGGCAUCUGUAGCUCUGGGAUGGCUUUUCAUAGAGACCCUUGGCUCUUCCCUGCUGGAACUGCUCUAGCAGCUCUGAAAUUCCUCAGCAACCUGAUAUGGUGUCUCCUUGUGACCGAUAGGCUGUAGUGUUUAUCAGAAUGCCAUUUUGCUUUGAUUUACCCUGGGUUAUAAACGGUCACUUCCUCUUAGAUUCUGUGCAAAUGAAGCCCAAUGCAAGUAACAUAAAGUUUACAUUAAGUCUCUUGUCUUUGCUUUAUUCAUGGAAAAGUAACUUCAGAAGUUGAGUUACUGGUUUCUCUGAUUGGCAGCUUUACACAAGUGCAUUGUAGCUCGUGUUUACAAGCUGCAGAGCUAGCUUUCCUUCACUUCGAGCAUUGCGCUUCAUUGAAAUAGAAUACGUUAAACCCCAAAAUGUCCUUUUGCACCACCUAACAAAGAGAAGAGCAUAUUUGUAACUUUGGCUAGUUGUUGCUCUUUUUUCUCUUUGAAGGUGUGUAUUGAAAUGAUGGUGAAGUGCAGUCUGACAUGAUAUAUAACGAUUUUUAAGCAACAUACAGAAUACUGGAAACUUUUGCAAGGAAAGAAGUAUCCAGAUAAACAUUGAAGAAAAACUACUAGUGUGAAAGAGAUUAUCAUAGCAUGCUUAUUAUUUGCUCAAAUAAGCAAAGAAGAAGGAAAAAGGAAUGUGGGGGGUGAGAGAAGAUCUCUAAGGAAACUAUUAUUCUUACAGAUGGAAAUAAUAUAGCAGUUUAUUCUAAAUUUGCAAUCAGUUAUAUUUAUUUAGGCUUGUUUAAUCACACUGGCAUAAUUUCCUUUAAAGAAUUUGCAAUAGUGUCUUCCAUUUUUAAUGAACUUUAAUAUUAAUUUUGUUACAUUUAAUCUUUUGCCCUUGUAUCAGAGCUCUGAACCUUGGUGUGAAAACUCUGUGCUGUGAACUUUUAGAACAUUCCCUUUCCAAAAAAUUUCUUCAGGAAGCGUGACCUCGUUGUACUGUUUGUCUGAGAAAAGAUACAGCAAGUAUCCCCCUCCCUGGCAUGACUUCUGGUCCUGUGAUUGUUCGUGGCUGGAGGAGAAGAGCGGUUUUGCUAAGGAACUAGUUCAGGAGAGGGGGAUGCUGAUUUGUGUGUUUCAUUUCCUCCUGACUCUUCAGCUGACCGGGCGCUGGGUUCAGCUGUGUGUGUGGGACAGGGGAGCUAUAACCCAACCCUGACAGUGGAAAAGAUGCUCUGCCGAGAUUUCUUCCCCUGUAAAGCCAUCUGUGGAAAAGAACAAAAAAAGAAAAGAAAAAAUGAAGUGUGUAUUCUUAAUAUUUUUCAUGAAUUUAUUAUCACUGUAUGCUGGGAAGUCUUUGAGAAGAGGUAGCAGUUGCCCAAAGACAUAUGAAGACAUUAAAAAUGAGAUAGCUGGCUAUACUGAUAUUGCUAAAGCUAUUAUUGAUCUUGCUGUUCAUGGAAAAGCUCAGAAUAGAUCCUAUGAAAGAUUAGCAGUUUUUGCUGAUGCCAUAGGACCUAGACUAAGUGGUAUGAAAAAUCUAGAUGCAGCCAUCAAGUAUAUGUUCAGUGCCUUGCGGGAAGACGGGCUGGAAAAUGUACAUCUGGAGCCUGUGAAAGUACCACACUGGGAAAGAGGAGAAGAGUUUGCAAUGAUGUUGGAACCAAGGAAUCACAGCAUUGCUAUUUUGGGUCUUGGGAACAGUGUUGGAACUCCUCCAGAAGGAAUUACAGCGGAAGUUAUAGUGGUAGCUUCUUUUGAUGAACUUCACAAAAGAGCUCAGGAGGCCAAGGGGAAGAUUGUUGUCUACAACGAACCUUUCAUCAGUUAUGGUGAAACUGUGCGAUACAGAUCACAAGGAGCAGUUGAGGCUGCUAAAGUCGGAGCAGUCGCAUCACUCAUUAGAUCCAUUGCAUCUUUUUCUAUUCAUAGCCCACAUACUGGGUGGCAGUAUUACCAGCCUGGUGUGCCCCAGAUUCCCACUGCCUGCAUCUCUGUGGAAGAUGCUGAAAUGAUGUCACGAAUGUCUCUCCGGGGCAUUAAGAUCAUUGUGCACCUGAAGAUGGGGGCUAAGACCUAUCCAGAUGCUCCUUCCUUCAACACUGUGGCAGAGAUAGUUGGAAGCAAGUACCCAGAGCAGAUUGUAUUGGUGAGUGGACAUCUGGACAGCUGGGACGUUGGGCAGGGAGCUAUGGAUGACGGUGGUGGAGCGUUUAUAUCAUGGGAAGCAUUAUCACUCAUUAAGGAUCUGGGACUUCACCCCAAAAGGACUCUCCGUUUGGUGCUAUGGACGGGAGAAGAGCAGGGAGGAAUAGGUGCUGAACAAUAUUAUCAGUUGCACAAGGAAAAUAUCUCCAACUUUGAUAUCGUCAUGGAGUCUGAUGAGGGCACCUUCCAGCCAUCUGGACUGGGUUUUACUGGCAGUGCUAAAGCUCGGGAGAUCAUGAAAGAGAUCAUGACUCUGCUGCAGCCCAUCAAUGUUACAGAUGUUUAUGACAACGCAGAUGGAACAGACAUUGAUUACUGGAUGAGAGACGGGGUGCCCGGUGCCAGCUUGCGUGAUGACCUCAGUAAAUACUUCUGGUUUCAUCAUUCUCAAGGGGACACAAUGACAGUUCAGGAUCCAAACCAGAUGAAUCUCUGUGCUGCUGUUUGGACUGUUGUCUCCUAUGUAAUUGCUGACAUGGAGGAGAUGUUGCCAAGGUAAUAAAACAGCAAGAAAGAAGAUUUCUGUUCUUCAGUAAAGAUUGCAAGUCCAUUAAUGCAUGUGGUCUACAGCUGUGGGAAAUUCUGUUUUUCACCCUGGUUUUGUCUGUUAUUAUGUCUUUUUUCCUCAAAGCACAUGCUCUUUUACACAUUCCUGUUUCUUUUUGCUGUUUUGAUGUCUUCCAUUUGCGAUUUUCACUUAAAAUGUCUUCUUUUAGGUACUUUUAAAUUUCUGGGGAAGGUAUAACUCUUUGACAGUGAUAUAAUAACUAUAUAUAUGCAAAGUGAUCUUAUGCAGCAGGAAAAAUAUACCAAAUAAAUUUGUUGCAUCAGAAUAAUUAA